CUGCGCUGCGCUGCGGGCCGGCGGCCGCGAGGGCGGGCGCGGCAGUGCGCUGCUUGCCGGUGGGGCCCGCCUCGCCGCCCCCUGUCCUCGUGCCAUGUGACCGGGGACGGUUCCAGAGCGCUCUCCCGCCGUUACUUCUGCUUAGUCACCGCGCCGCCGCGCACGGCGUCGCGAUGGGGACCGACGGCUCGCGCGCCCUCCUGGAACAGGCGACCACCCUCACGCUGCAGACCGGCAACUUGCUCAACUGGGGCUGCCUGCGCAAAAAGUGCCCGGCCACCCCCAGCGAGGAGGUGCGGGACUGCAUUCAAAAAACGCUGAAUGAGUGGAGCUCAAAGAUUGGACAAGAUCUAAAUCAGGAAGUACUGGAGGUUCUGGAAUGUACUGUGGCUCAAGCUAUAGAAAAAAUAAAUCCUGAAGAAAGAGAUGAGUUGAAAGUAUCAGCAAAACUUUUCGUCAUUGGAUCAAACUCUUCAUCAAUCAGAGAUGCAGUUGGCUUAGCGUGUUCUGCACUCGGAGUUUCUCAGCUAGAUUCUGUCAUUAUCGCCCCACCUCCUAUUGAAGAUGGAAUUAGCCUGUCCUUGGAAUAUUUACAACCUUAUUGGCAAGAACUCGAAAAUCUAGUUCAAAACAAAAAGAUUGUUGCCAUAGGUACCUCUGACUUAGAUAAAAUACUGUUAGAGCAGCUGUAUCUGUGGGCACAGGUGAAACCAAGUAGUAACCAAGUAAAUCUAGCUUCCUGUUGUGUUAUGCCACCUGAUCUCACAGCAUUUGCAAAAGAAUUUGACAUACAGCUAUUAACUCACAAUGAUCCAAAAGAACUGCUCUGUGAAGCCAGUUUCCAAGAAGUUCUUCAGGAAAGCAUCCCGAACACGAAAGCUCAUGAAUGGACUCCUUUAUGGCUUCUCCGGUAUUCAGUCAUUGUUAAAAGCAGAGGAAUUAUCAAGUCUAAAGGCUAUAUCUUACAAGCUAAAAGAAAUGCCUUUUAAAACACCUCCUCAUUUUUACAGUAGCUUGCCGUUUUAAUUUCUUGGGCACAAGGGGAACAUUGCGGCUUUUGUAGGAAGACUUUCACAACAGCUGUAACAAAGACCAAAAGUUGUAAUUUUUCAAAGUGGUGUCAGCAGGAAUGUCUGCAGUGUUCUAAUACUAUUUUUCUUUCUUAACCUAUUCACCAAUUAAUUUAAAAUAUGAAAUAGUUUGUUUUCAUUAAACUCUUUUCUAACUGAAAUUAUGUAUAAAGAAAAUGUUCAAAAUAUUUUUCUUUUAUAUGACCACUACACUGUAAAACUAUCACUAUAUUUUAGCUACCCUCAGGUAGUGUAAAGAAACUUGUAUAUUUUUUUAAUGGGUUGAGUUUCUUUUAAAUAAUAGCUACUAACCUGGUAGGUACCUAGAUUUCAGACUUUCAAAGACUAAUUUGUGUGGAUAACUCAUCUUUCAUGAAAAAUUAUCCAGCAAAAUAAAUCAGUAUGUCAUUACUUGGUAUGGGCACGUCAGCUGUUUAAUUUGUGUGGAUGGAAAAUUGGUUUAUUUUUAAUAAAUAUAAAAGACCUCUGUGGUUUGGGGGGCAGGGAAGAAAGCAUUUUCAGAAUUACUGAAUGUUACUUGAAUUCCUUCUGGCUCUUUUGUGCCUCUGUGUAAUUUAUGUACAAGGCUGAUGGCAUCUUUACAGUUUGAAAUAGAAAAUAUAUUAUUGCAUGAGAAAAACCUGUUAAUUGGAAGUCAUAGUGUGCCUGGUUUAUUCUCAACUACUUUUUGAUAUUCAGGAGCCACAGAAGAGUAAAGGUGAGGCUUUUCUUUGUUUGAUCAUGUACAAUGGAUGACUGACUUUGAGGAUGCCUAGAAACUGUGUUGUUUCAGUCUCGUUCAGAAAUGGUACUAGCAUUUAGCUUGAAGCUGUGUCUGCUUCUUUGUGGCACCAUCUUAAUGUGUACUGUACUGCUAUAGAGAGACUGCUGCAGCCAAGGCAAAGCAUCUGAUCUAAUAUAGUCUUUUUAUUAAAUAGGCUUUUUAAUUUCCUAGGCCUUUAAAUCACAAUAGAUACCAAAAUUCAACCUGUAGUUCAGCAGGGGCUUGAUGUUAAGUUUCUAAAAUCAAAUAAGCAUUUUCCUAGGGACUUCAGGUAGUAACAGGGCUUCAUGCUAGUGCUUGUCAACUUAGUUGUACAUAUUUUGAGCUUUGGACUGUAAGGGAAUUAACUUUCAUUAUGCAGGCAGCUAGUGGACUUUCAGUGCUUGUAGGCACUGCCUAGCAGUAUCAGCUUGCUAUAAUUCAUUCCAUUAACUCAAAACUAACUUUUAUCAAAAUAUUUUAUUUUUGAGCCCUUAAGUAUCUUAUCUCUAUGUGGUAAAUUCUGGAAAGUUCCUAGACUUCAGUUAUUUUAUUAAAUAAGGGGGAGAGAACUGGAACUAGUAAUGCAACAAGAAAAUUCAAAUUUUUUCCUCUUAAUCAAGAUUUAGUCUUUUUUUUUUUUUUUUUUUUAUGGAGGGUUGUUGUGUAUCAGACUUUCAAAUAAGAUGAGGUUCAUUUCAAACUUCUCUGCCAGCUUAGCUGUGUGCUUCUGAUGACUAACCAUUAUUUCUAAAUUCUGUUCCUGUGUGGUAGACUAUUGACAUCCUGUAUUAUCUUAGAUUUGCAUGUGUGUUCAGUUAUACCAAUUGAAAUACUGCAAAAUAAGAACUGUGCUAAAACAAUGUACAGGUUGUCCUAAUGGGAUAAUUACUUCCUUCUUGUAAACCAUUAGCAUUUCUCUUGCUAUAGAAAAGUACGUUUUAAGAGAUGAUCUUAUUUUUGUAGAGUCAUUGAUAGUGUAGCAAUUUAUCAGGAUUUGUGAUUGUUGGGGUGUUUUUGUUUGUUUUUUUUUUUUGCAUAAAGUGGGAGAUGAGAUUCCCUUUCAUGAGGAACUUGAGAAUUUGAAUUAAAAUUUGAAAUUUAUGUACACUUCAUCUAUUGUUUGUAUGAAGUCUGAGCAUCCCAGUGAUAGUAUUUUAUGCUUUCUGGGACCUUAUAGAGUGGCGUGUAUACUUUCACGUAAUAGAGAAUACAUGCUCCCCACUGCUGGCUGAUUUGCUGAUCUGAAAUUACCACAUUCACAAAUUUUAAAAUAGCAUGAAAAAAAUCAGAUUCUUCAACACUGAAGACGUAUGUUAGUAUGUCAGCUGGUGUUAUUUUUUUUCUCUCUCCUAUAUACUUGCAUCUGUAUAGCCACCUUUCUUUAGAUUGCACUGUUCCAGCAGUCCGUGUGAAGGAAACUGAGAGCUGUGCUCAAUGUACUGCUUGCUUUUUGCAGAAAGCAUGUGUCUGUUUACCUGUUUUGUUCAUUAAACUGAACUGAAUGUGAA
Molecule: messenger RNA, 3344 nt
Organism: Rhea pennata
Lineage: Eukaryota; Metazoa; Chordata; Aves; Rheiformes; Rheidae
Gene: GCLM
Product: glutamate-cysteine ligase modifier subunit
Exons: 7
Coding region: 174-989 (271 amino acids)
Biological process (GO): glutathione biosynthetic process
Cellular component (GO): glutamate-cysteine ligase complex
Molecular function (GO): glutamate-cysteine ligase catalytic subunit binding; enzyme regulator activity
Source: RefSeq, a predicted model, not a curated record